This is a messenger RNA of Anoplopoma fimbria (sablefish), 1237 nucleotides long. It is a transcript of the gene kcnab1a, whose product is annotated as potassium voltage-gated channel subfamily A regulatory beta subunit 1a. Bases 1 to 1194 code for a protein of 397 amino acids. Gene Ontology annotation, molecular function: voltage-gated potassium channel activity; potassium channel regulator activity; transmembrane transporter binding. The record is from RefSeq and is a predicted model, not a curated record. Gene Ontology annotation, biological process: negative regulation of delayed rectifier potassium channel activity; potassium ion transport; transmembrane transport. Gene Ontology annotation, cellular component: extrinsic component of cytoplasmic side of plasma membrane; membrane; voltage-gated potassium channel complex. The transcript has 15 exons. NCBI's taxonomy places the organism in Eukaryota, Metazoa, Chordata, Actinopteri, Perciformes, Anoplopomatidae.
AUGCAGGUGUCCAUCGCCUGCACAGACCACAACCUGAAGAGGGGCAAUGGGGACCACAGCAAGCAGAGCGCCACCAGCCCCAACGUGGUGAACCAAGCCCGGGCCAAGUUCCGCACCGUGGCCAUCAUCGCUCGCAGCUUCGGCUCCUUCACUCCUCGGCACAUUUCACUCAAGGAGUCCACAGGGAAACACACGGGCAUGAAGUACAGGAACCUUGGAAAGUCAGGACUCAGAGUAUCUUGCUUAGGACUGGGUACAUGGGUGACAUUUGGGGGACAGAUAACAGAUGAGGUUGCAGAGCAGCUUAUGACUAUUGCCUACGAGGGUGGAGUCAACCUGUUCGACACAGCUGAGGUCUACGCAGGCGGCAGGGCCGAAGUCAUUCUGGGAAACAUCAUCAAGAAGAAAUGCUGGAGGCGAUCCAGUAUGGUCAUUACAACUAAACUCUACUGGGGAGGAAAAGCAGAGACAGAAAGAGGACUGUCCAGGAAACACAUUAUUGAAGGUCUUAAAGGCUCUCUACAGCGGAUGCAGUUGGAGUAUGUAGAUGUAGUUUUUGCCAACCGCCCUGACAGCAACACUCCCAUGGAGGAGAUUGUUCGGGCCAUGACGUACGUGAUCAACCAAGGAAUGGCGAUGUACUGGGGGACGUCUCGGUGGACGGCCAUGGAGAUCAUGGAGGCGUAUUCAGUGGCAAGACAGUUUAAUCUGAUCCCUCCAGUGUGUGAGCAGGCAGAGUAUCAUCUCUUCCAGAGGGAGAAAGUAGAAGUGCAACUGCCUGAACUUUACCACAAGAUAGGAGUUGGAGCGAUGACGUGGUCCCCGUUGGCGUGUGGCAUCAUCACGGGAAAAUAUGAAAAUGGCAUUCCUGAGUCUUCCAGGGCUUCCAUGAAGUCCUAUCAAUGGUUGAAGGAGAAAAUAGUAAGUGAGGACGGAAGGAAGCAACAAGCCAAGCUGAAAGAACUCAACCACAUUGCAGAGAAGAUGGGCUGCACUCUGCCUCAGCUGGCUGUCGCGUGGUGUCUAAGAAAUGAAGGAGUGAGCUCAGUUCUUCUGGGAACAUCGAACCCUGAGCAGCUCACGGAGAACCUCGGGGCCAUCCAGGUCCUUCCUAAGAUGACGUCUCAUGUGGUGUCUGAAAUCGACCACAUCUUGGGCAACAGACCGUACAGUAAGAAGGACUACCGCUCUUAGACCCGGCUGGUGGACUUACCGAGAGUUUGGAUGCAAGUCGACA